Messenger RNA from Carlito syrichta (Philippine tarsier), 3001 nucleotides. RefSeq names its product RecQ mediated genome instability 1 (gene RMI1). The record is from RefSeq and is a predicted model, not a curated record. Gene Ontology annotation, molecular function: nucleotide binding. The coding region runs from base 265 to 2148 and encodes 627 amino acids. Gene Ontology annotation, cellular component: RecQ family helicase-topoisomerase III complex; nuclear body. The transcript has 3 exons. Gene Ontology annotation, biological process: double-strand break repair via homologous recombination; resolution of meiotic recombination intermediates. NCBI's taxonomy places the organism in Eukaryota, Metazoa, Chordata, Mammalia, Primates, Tarsiidae.
GGGCCCGAGCCAACUCGGGACUGGGAAAAGUCAGUGCAGCCUUUCAGGGAGGCCAAACCCCUGCCUGAAUCCGUAACGCCCAAGUCCCGGUAACUCCAAUUACCUCUAGGCCGCAAACUAGUGGGACGCAGGCAAGACGUCGAGGGCCGUCUCUGAGAGGUUUCAAGUAUUCCACUGAACAACUAGUUCCAAAUCUUGUCAUCAAAUCCUGUGCUCCUGUUCCAAGAGGUAAUAUAUGCAUAUUUUUUCUUUUAUUUAAAAGAAAUGAGUGUAACCAAUAUUGCAUUAAGAGUUGAAACCUGGCUUUUAGCUACAUGGCAUGUUAAAGUACCUCUAAUGUGGCUGGAAGCUUGUAUUAACUGGAUUCAAGAAGAGAAUGAUAAUGUUAAUUUGAGUCAGGCCCAGAUAAAUAAGCAAGUGUUUGAGCAGUGGCUCCUUACUGAUCUGAGAGAUUUGGAGCAUCCUCUUUUACCUGAUGGCAUUUUAGAAAUUCCAAAGGGAGAACUGAAUGGAUUUUAUGCUCUGCAGAUUAAUUCUUUGGUCGAUGUAAGUCAACCUGCAUAUUCCCAGAUACAGAAAUUGAGAGGAAAGAAUACAGUGAAUGAGCUAGUUACAGCUGAAACACAAAUAACCCAAAAACCUUGGGAAGCAAAGCCGUCACGGAUGUUAAUGCUACAGCUAACUGAUGGAAUUGUACAAAUACAGGGAAUGGAAUAUCAGUCUAUUUCAGCUCUUCAUAGUGAUCUUCCUCCAGGUACAAAAAUUUUGAUUUACGGAAACAUUUCUUUCCGUCUUGGUGUUCUCUUAUUGAAACCUGAAAAUGUGAAAGUGUUAGGAGGUGAAGUCGAUGCUCUCUUAGAAGAAUAUGCCCAAGAAAAAGUACUUGCAAGGUUAAUUGGAGAACCCGAUCCUGUAGUUUCAGUUGUAUCAAAUAAUGCUAACCAGAACAUCGCCAGAGUUACAGAUGUUCUAGAUCCUGCUUUAGGACCUUCUGAUGAAGAACUCUUGGCAAGUCUUGAUGAAAAUGAUGAGCUUGCAGAAAAUAAUGACACUUCCUUGGAAAGAAGAUGUUUCAACACAGGUAGUUCUUCAAAUACUAUUUCUACAAGCCAAUCAAGUUUUGAACCAGGAUUUGGUAUUUCUCUAAGACCAAAGGAGAAUUCACCAAACCAAUCUAUGCAUUUUACUGAUGGAGAACUAGAUGACUUUUCAUUGGAGGAGGUCUUGCUUUUAGAAGAAACUGUCCAGAAAGAACAGAGGGAAGCUAAAGAACGGAGGCCACUGACUUUGAGCAGAAAUGCAGAUAAAAAUAGAGAGAGAGUUUCACAUAACCCUAAUACUAUGAAUGAUUUUUCUUUGAUUUGCAAAAAUGGAAACAGUGAUUGGAAUGAAAAAAAUUUAUCUGAGCAAAUGACUAACGAAGACAAGUUUUUUGAUUGUCCACCUGCUAGAGAUCAAAGCAGUAGUGUUUUUUCAGUUCAUUGUAAUGUACCCUUAGCACAUGAUUUUACAAAUAAAGAUAGGAACUCAGAGACAGAUAAUCAAAUAAAGCAAACCAUCAGCAGUUCAGAUGGACAUUCCUUAAGUAAUAAAGUAUCACAUAGAGAACUGGUUAACCAUGGACGAAAAAGGAAUUCACAAAUUUCUAAUGAUAAUGACCACCAUUCAGAGACUUGUUCUUUAAUGUCAUCAGAGAAUAGCACUGAUCUUUCUGUAGCAAUGGAUUUGUAUUCUCCACCCUUUACCUAUUUGUCUGUUCUAAUGGCCAGCAAACCAAAGGAAGUUACAACAGUGAAAGUCAAAGCAUUUAUUGUAACUUUAACUGGAAAUCUCUCAAGUUCUGGUGGCAUUUGGAGUGUAACUGCAAAGGUUUCUGAUGGUACUGCAUAUCUAGAUGUGGACUUUGUAAAUGAAAUACUCACUAGUCUGAUUGGGUUCUCGGUACCAGAAAUGAAACGGUUAAAAAAGGAUCCUCUUCAAUACCAAAAGUUCCUGGAAGGUUUGCAGAAAUGCCAGAGAGAUCUAAUAGAUUUGUGCUGUGUAAUGACUAUUACAUUUAAUCCUUUCUUGUCUAAAGCAAUGGUACUGGCAUUACAAGAUGUAAAUACAGAACACCUUGAGAAUCUAAAGAAGCGGUUAAAUAAAUAGUAAAAUAGUAUUAGAGAUAAUUCAAAAUAACAAGGAAAUAUUUAGAAUUAAAUUUGUUCACAAUUUUAUUUUUGUAAAGAGGAAAAGUGAAGUUUCAUAGCUUAUUUCGGUUUAAUUUUAAAAUGUGUAAUCAUGUUUGUUGCAUGCAUAGAGUUUCUUAAUAAGUUAAUUUUUUAAUGGUAAUUGUUACAUGAAGGAAUUUGGUGACCCAUUGUUGAGAAAUGUGUUUUCCACUUGUCAUUUCACAUAAGAUGGUUGCUAAAGUAUUGUAUUGGUGUUCACUGAUAAGUCAUAUUAUUGAAAGUUAAUAAUUAUAAAUAGAUAGUUUUACUUGUAAUAUAGUGAGUAUCAAAAAAGCUUUGUUUAUAUUGUUAUUCUUAGAAAAAAAUCCAGGGAAUCAGAACACCAGACAAUCAGAUGCAAACUGCUUUGUUGGUUUUUAUUUUGCCAAUUGUAAAUGUGUGUCUGCUAUAUUUAAGAUAAAUCUUGUUAACUAGAUUCUAUUUCAUAGAUUAUAUUGAAUGAUUUAAAAACCUUAUUUUCCAGGGUAGUUUAUUUUAAAUGGCAUAUUGAAAACUUUAUAUGAUCCAGUAUGUACUUUAUUUAUUGGAUUAAAAUAAGGCAUUUACCCAUGUGUUUAGGUGUUAUUAUUCCCUUUCUGAAUUAGCUGAACAUACAAGCAUUCCUUUAGUUUUGAUGUAAGUGCUGAUUUUUGUAAAGGGAAUCUAUUUACCGCCCUUCCACUUUGCUGUUAUAAAGUUAUAAUUGAAAGGUAAUAUUAUUUGCAUUAAUCUUUGUUUUUUAAAAAAUUAAAGUACCUUGAAUUUUAAAACAUUAAAUGCUUAAAUAAUAA